Messenger RNA from Terrapene triunguis (Three-toed box turtle), 2730 nucleotides. RefSeq names its product Fas associated via death domain (gene FADD). Lineage: Eukaryota; Metazoa; Chordata; Testudines; Emydidae. The record is from RefSeq and is a predicted model, not a curated record. Gene Ontology annotation, biological process: signal transduction; regulation of apoptotic process. Bases 90 to 665 code for a protein of 191 amino acids. Gene Ontology annotation, molecular function: protein binding. The transcript is spliced from 3 exons.
AGGAAAGCUGCCUUCAGCACAGUGAAGUUUUUCUUCAUCGCAGCUAGGCUUUCAGGGCAACAUAGAUUAAACCAGGAAGGCUUACCAAAAUGGACCCAUUUUUGUCUCUCCUGCAUUCAUUUUCCAUGAGCUUAUCUGACAAUGAGCUCUCUGCCCUUAAAUUUCUGUGCCUGAGCAAAAUUGGCAAAAGGAAGCUUGAGUCUGUCAAAACUGGCAAUGAUCUCUUCACCAUCCUCCUUGAACAGCGGGAGAUUGCAAGAGAGAAGGUAGAUUUUCUCCAGCUCAUGAUCAAAACCAUUAAAAGAGAAGAUCUGAUAAUGCAACUACAGGAGUUCAUAGAAGGUGGACAAGGUGAUGUUGUCGACCAUCUAGAUGAGAAAGAAAAAUGUCAGCAGAAUGUAGCUUUUGAAGUUAUAUGUGACAAUGUUGGGAAGAACUGGAAAAUGCUAGUUCGAAGAUUAGGAAUUUCUGAUACAAAAAUUGACAGAAUUCUAACAGCCAAUCCUUAUAACUUGCAAGAACAAUUGAUGCAGUCACUUCGAGAGUGGCAGAAAUGGAAGGGAAAGGAAGCUAAGGUUGCUGACUUAAUAAAAGCCCUUCGGGAUUGCAAAAUGAACUUGGUAGCAGACAAAGUUGAACUUGAACUUUUCCAACGGGACGACUAAAACUAAAUGAAAUCAAAACAAUAUAUAUAAAAUGCAACAUUAAAACUGAGAGCUUAAAUAAAAAGGGAGGGAAUGCUGUCUAAUUGUUAGAACAAGAGUUAGGAUACUCCAUCAUUGAUUUAGGAGCUUAAAUUCACAUUUAGAGACAUAGACUAAGACUUUCAGAAAACACUUAUGAUUUUGGGUCCUUAAUUUUUGGAUUCUCAAUCUGAGGCAAUUUAAAGGGUUUUGGUAUUUCAGAAAAUGCUGAUUACCUGCCCUUUGAGAAUCCUUAUCUUUUAUCAAGUUAGGCACCCAAAAUCAUUAGUAUCUUAUGAAAAUUCUGGCCUUAGCCUCUGAUUUGUAGACACUUAAAUCUUGAUGCCCAUGGUCAUAUUUAAUCACUCAAGUGUGAAAUUCACUUUGCCUCCCACAUCUGCCAAAUAGGAAUAUUACUACGUACUUGUGUACCUACCUCGAAGGAGUGUUGUGAAGCUUAUUCAUGUAAUGCUUAUGAGGAAGUUUGUGCUCCUUGAAUGAAGUGCUUCUUCCUAAAUGCAAAAUAUUAUUCUUAAAUUCACAAAAAUCAAGAAAUUCAAAGUUGCAAUUCCUUCAGUAGCCAUAACUCAGCCCACUAUCCAUAUACGGUAUUUUGCAUGACUGCAGAUGCUUUUAAAAUUUUGCCUUGAAAUAUGUACUCAGGGUGAUUGCUGUGGGAACCUGACUUCUAUGCAUUUCCAAACUUUUAAGGUGGCUAAAUAAUUUUGUUUGUAUUAAAAAAAACCCAAACAGACACUAGCAAUAUGCUGCCCUUCCUGCCAGAUCUUGAGAGGUAAGGAAUAUGUUCUGAAUGGUGCUUCAAGCGCUCUUUUUUUCAUGCAAGGAUGUUAAGCACCAUACAGAAUUAGGCCUUAAGAUUGCAGUGCAAGCUGCCCAGCAGUUCUCAUGGCCUUUCCUCAGCUCAAAAGUGCCUGUUUUCAGAAUAAACUGCCUGAGACAAAGGGUUUAUAUUAAGUACCUUCCCUGCCAUAAAGAAAGGGAUGCUAUCCUGACACUGUAAAAUACACAGAAAGACCUUGCCCUGUAGUUGUGUAGGGGGCCCUCCUUGUUCCUCCUGCAAAAGAUUUCCCCCAUUGUAAAUGUACAUCUGAAGAUGCUGCUCACAGCCACCACCAACUCAGAGACUCUGACAGCCCACCCUGUUAGUAGAAGCCAGAGCACUGCCCCCAUUCAGAUCAUCCACCCAGUUUUCAAUGGGGAAAGUAGAAUUCAGUUGUCUGUGCUCUUGAUAACAUCACAUGUUAAGAUAAAGAGAUACAGAGUGAAUAAAACAAAGCUUUUCUUAUGGAGAAAUGAAGUUACUGAAGAAAAUAUAAUCCCAUCACCUACAGUUUAUCCACCCUGCUAUGCAGAUGAGGAUCAGUUCUCCUUCACCACAUGGUGCUCUAAUUGAAGGUGGCUCCAGGUCCAAUACUCCUUUCAUCAGCUUUCUUCAGUUUUCCUUCACAUCAGCUCCUUAACACCACUCCCUUCAAGGAACCCAUAAACAGCCCACAGUCAAAAAAGCAUGGAUGGGCAAGGCCAGUUUAAGGUCAUGUGGGGCCUCCUGCAAACUUCAAAUUGGGCCCUUACACUAACCCAAGAUUGUGAAAACUGCACCUAUUUUAAGACCUGCUUUCAUGCCUCUGUGUCAUCUAUGUCUACUGCCAGCAUCUUGCGUGAGUUCCUCUGAAAUCAGAAUUGAUGUGACUUUGACUAGGACAGCGGGUGGACUCUGAAACAUCCUACUAAGAACAUAAUGUAAAAUUCAUACCUAAAGGGAGAGGCUUCACUUUGCUGCUGAACCUGUCUCGUUUUGUUUUGUGUAGCUGAUAGCAUACUGCUCUUUGUCAGUUUCUCACUACAUGGCAGCAUCACUGCACUCAGCACCAGAAAUUGACAAGAAGCCUGAAAUUCAAUAGGAAUGACAGCAGGCAGAAACAACACAAAACUGUCAUGCGUGUCUCCAUAUUUUCAAUUCAGCUGAUGUCUGAGCUUCAGAAAUUGACAAGUUAACACAAUUACUAGAUUACAAUUACUAGAAAGG